GGGCAGUUUCCGUUAGGCGCUGAAGGCUGCGGAGCGCGACUGUUCCCGGUCCCACGUGAAGCGCUACGCGACCAUCGCUCGGCGGGGCUACUCCUCGCUGGCAGCGGAGCGUCCCGGAAGCAGCAGGGAAGCGGAAGUGGCCUGUGGCGGCUCCAAAGCCAGUCCCGGAGCCUGGUGUGAGGCGCCUCUUAUCGCAGUGACGGCGCCAUGUCCCUGAUCUGCUCCAUCUCUAAUGAAGUGCCCGAGCAUCCAUGUGUGUCCCCUGUCUCCAAUCAUGUCUACGAGCGACGGCUCAUUGAGAAGUACAUUGCAGAGAAUGGCACAGACCCCAUCAACAACCAGCCUCUGUCUGAGGAACAGCUCAUCGACAUCAAAGUUGCUCACCCAAUCCGGCCGAAGCCUCCCUCUGCCACCAGCAUCCCAGCCAUUCUGAAAGCUCUGCAAGAUGAGUGGGAUGCGGUCAUGCUGCACAGCUUCACUCUGCGCCAGCAGCUGCAGACCACCCGCCAGGAGCUGUCCCACGCUCUGUACCAGCACGAUGCCGCCUGCCGUGUCAUUGCCCGUCUCACCAAGGAGGUCACUGCUGCCCGAGAAGCGCUGGCCACCCUGAAACCGCAGGCAGGCCUCAUCGUGCCCCAGGCUGUGCCGAGCUCACAGCCAAGCGUCGUGGGUGCCGGUGAGCCAAUGGAUUUGGGCGAGCUGGUGGGAAUGACUCCGGAAAUUAUCCAGAAGCUUCAAGACAAGGCCACGGUGCUUACCACGGAGCGUAAGAAGAGAGGGAAGACUGUGCCUGAGGAGCUGGUGAAGCCAGAAGAGCUGAGCAAGUACCGGCAGGUGGCAUCCCACGUGGGAUUGCACAGUGCCAGCAUUCCAGGGAUCCUUGCCCUGGACCUCUGCCCCUCCGACACCAACAAGAUCCUCACUGGUGGGGCGGAUAAAAAUGUGGUCGUCUUUGACAAGAGUUCCGAGCAAAUCUUGGCCACCCUCAAGGGCCAUACCAAGAAAGUCACCAGUGUGGUGUUUCACCCAUCCCAGGACCUGGUGUUUUCUGCCUCCCCAGAUGCCACUAUCAGGAUUUGGUCAGUCCCGAACGCCUCUUGUGUCCAGGUUGUUCGGGCCCAUGAAAGUGCUGUGACAGGCCUCAGCCUUCAUGCCACUGGUGACUAUCUCCUGAGCUCCUCCGACGACCAGUACUGGGCCUUCUCUGACAUCCAGACGGGACGUGUGCUCACCAAGGUGACAGAUGAGACUUCUGGCUGCUCUCUUACCUGUGCACAGUUCCACCCUGAUGGACUCAUCUUUGGAACAGGAACCAUGGAUUCUCAGAUCAAGAUUUGGGACUUGAAGGAGCGCACCAAUGUGGCCAACUUCCCUGGCCACUCAGGCCCCAUCACUAGCAUUGCCUUCUCUGAGAAUGGCUACUACCUGGCAACAGCAGCUGAUGACUCCUCCGUCAAGCUCUGGGAUUUGCGCAAGCUGAAAAACUUCAAGACGUUGCAGCUGGACAACAACUUUGAGGUGAAGUCACUAAUCUUUGACCAGAGCGGCACCUACCUGGCCCUCGGGGGCACAGAUGUCCAGAUCUAUAUCUGCAAACAGUGGACCGAGAUUCUUCACUUUACAGAACAUAGCGGCCUGACCACAGGAGUGGCCUUUGGCCACCAUGCCAAGUUCAUCGCUUCAACAGGCAUGGACAGGAGCCUCAAAUUCUACAGUCUGUAGGCCCAGUGCCUCCUGCCACAUCUGGGCUGCAUCUCAGUAGUGGGGUAGAGUUAGGGUUUGGGGUUGGGGGGGAGAGACUACUACGGGGAGGGGGAUCUAUGGGGCGGGACAUUCAUAUCAUUUCACUCUGGUCUGAGUGGUGGCCUGAGAGCCACGGUGGCACAGGCCACCCUAAGCCAUGUGACCUCCAGGCCCCACGGGAACGGACGUGGACAGAACUGUCACCCUCUGUAGGCUCGGUUGGAGCAGAAAGUGUUUCCCCAUGGCACUCGUUGAGUUGGGGGUGCUGGCUGUCCGACACCCACUUUUUUCCAGUUCCUGCGAGAUGGGAGGGGGUGCUCCAGGAGAACUGUGAAGGGGUGGCAUGAGGGUGCGUGCAGGGUUUUGUAAGCAGUGAUCUAGUUUCAUUAAAAAAAGAACACAAUAAA
Orycteropus afer afer is the source of this 2150-nucleotide messenger RNA. RefSeq names its product pre-mRNA processing factor 19 (gene PRPF19). Gene Ontology annotation, molecular function: ubiquitin protein ligase activity; protein binding. Gene Ontology annotation, cellular component: cytoplasm; U2-type catalytic step 1 spliceosome; Prp19 complex. The record is from RefSeq and is a predicted model, not a curated record. Lineage: Eukaryota; Metazoa; Chordata; Mammalia; Tubulidentata; Orycteropodidae. Gene Ontology annotation, biological process: mRNA splicing, via spliceosome; protein ubiquitination; DNA repair.